Daphnia carinata is the source of this 585-nucleotide messenger RNA. RefSeq names its product peptidyl-prolyl cis-trans isomerase NIMA-interacting 4-like. Gene Ontology annotation, biological process: rRNA processing. NCBI's taxonomy places the organism in Eukaryota, Metazoa, Arthropoda, Branchiopoda, Diplostraca, Daphniidae. Gene Ontology annotation, molecular function: DNA binding; peptidyl-prolyl cis-trans isomerase activity. The record is from RefSeq and is a predicted model, not a curated record. The coding region runs from base 148 to 537 and encodes 129 amino acids. The transcript is spliced from 3 exons.
CAAACUACAGACGCAUUAAACUAAUUCAAAGAAACAUUUACAAGAGCUGUUAUGUUAAUACACUGAUCGAAGCUAAUAAUAGGUCGUCCAGGAAGUUGGCAAUAAAGGGAAACGUUUCGUCGCCAAAUUUGAAAUCUUUAAAGUAACAUGCCACCUAAAAAGGCAGCAGCAGCUGGGGGAAAGUCAGGAAAAGGAGCUGCUGGGGGAGAUGAAGAUAAAGGGAAAGAGAAAAAAGCAGGAACAGGAAGUACAAUUAAGGUUAGACACAUUCUGUGUGAAAAGCAAUCCAAAAUACUAGAGGCACUGGAAAAGCUAAAGGCUGGCAUGAAAUUCAAUGAAGUAGCUGCCACAUACAGUGAAGAUAAAGCCAGAUCAGGAGGAGAUCUUGGUUGGAUGGUGAGGGGGUCCAUGGUUGGCCCAUUUCAGGAUGCUGCCUUCUCCUUACCAAUUUCAUCAUUAGGCAAUCCUAUUUAUACAGACCCACCUGUUAAAACAAAGUUUGGCUAUCACAUCAUUAUGGUAGAAGGAAAGAAAUGACAUAAGUGUCUGUUAUCUGAUGAUUUUGAUCAUUAUUACAUUGGGAUU